Molecule: messenger RNA, 704 nt
Organism: Brettanomyces bruxellensis
Lineage: Eukaryota; Fungi; Ascomycota; Pichiomycetes; Pichiales; Pichiaceae
Gene: VMA3
Product: H(+)-transporting V0 sector ATPase subunit c
Exons: 2
Biological process (GO): proton transmembrane transport
Cellular component (GO): proton-transporting V-type ATPase, V0 domain
Molecular function (GO): proton-transporting ATPase activity, rotational mechanism
Source: RefSeq, a predicted model, not a curated record
AAAAUAGCCCUGUUUACGCUCCCUUCUUUGGCUCCUUGGGAUGUGCUGCCGCAAUCAUUUUCACAUGUUUCGGUGCAGCAUAUGGUACCGCUAAAUCCGGUAUCGGUAUUUGUGCUACAUGUGUUUUAAGACCAGACUUGAUGAUUAAGAACACUGUUCCAGUUAUUAUGGCAGGUAUUAUUGCUAUUUAUGGUUUGGUCGUCUCUGUUCUUAUUUCGUCGUCCUUGAAACAAGAGCAGGCUCUUUAUACUGGUUUUAUCCAGCUUGGUGCUGGUUUAGCAGUCGGAUUGUCUGGUUUAGCUGCUGGUUUUGCCAUUGGUAUAGUUGGUGAUGCUGGUGUUAGAGGUACAGCUCAGCAACCAAGAUUGUUCGUUGGAAUGAUUUUGAUCUUGAUUUUCGCUGAGGUUUUGGGUUUGUACGGUCUUAUUGUCGCUUUGUUGAUGAACUCCAGAGCCACACAGGAUCUGGCUUUCCCCUUUUUAAGCAGUGAACAGGCGGUUAUAGCGAAAAAAUCAUUGGAGCCCGAUCCAAUAUUAAAACCGGAAGAGUUGGAAGCAUUGUUUGAAGUUGAUAACAAUGUUUUGAAAAUUAUAUUACGCUCGUCAUCGGAUAGAAUGAUACGAAUAAUUGCGAAUAACUUUAUGGACAAUAUUAAGACAGUGAUAGAAUGCCUUGAGAACUUUGAUCCCGAAGCUCAACAGUGA